AUGUCUUCCCUCACCUCUGCACGAUACGGCAAGGACAAGGUCCGAGUAUUUCGCGUAGUGCGCGAGGGCGAUAAGCAUGCAGUUGUUGAGUACAACGUGCGCGCAUUAUUGGAAGGCGAUAUUGCGACCAGCUACACACAGGCAGACAACAGCGUAGUCGUCGCAACCGAUUCGAUCAAAAAUACCUGUUAUGUGAUCGCCAAAACAUCCCCACAUGUACUCUCCCCAGAGUUGUACGGCCUUCAUCUCGGCACGCACUUUGUGACCAAGUAUCCCCACAUUCACAAGGCAUUCAUCACUAUCGAACAACUCAAAUGGACCCGAAUUGAUGUCGAGGUACUCCGCAUAAACAUUCAGGUCGACGACCGAAUUUUCUCCACAUCGAUUGACCUCGACUACAGUAUCAAACUACCAAAUGAACCCAUAACUAUUGACGGACUGGGCUCGCUAGGGGAAAAAGCUAAGUUUAGGGAGCUGCAGAGUAAUGUUCGCAAGAUCACACUUGAGACAUUUGCGACCGACGAGAGCGCGAGCGUUCAAGCCACGAUGUACAAGAUGUCACAACAGUUCAUUGCAGAAAACGCGACGGCUAACUCUAUUUCGUACCGGUUGCCGAACAAGCACUAUAUUCCCGUUCCACUCGACUACAUCGGACUGGCAAAUACCAAACCAAAGGAUGCAGAGGUAUUUUGUCCUGUUGAGGCUCCGAGUGAUCUAUUAAAGCGCCAUGAAAAAAAGAUGCAUUCAGCUGCGUCGUCGGCGACAAGCACUCCAACAGCAACCAAGGGAAAAUUCGAUAUAAAUGCUUCUAAAGUACCCCUAAAACGACCCCAACCAUUCCCGUACGUCAAUUCGGGAACCACUUCGGCCGCGUCGGGCUCGGGUGGCGAUAUUUCAGCCUCUGCUUCCGGGUCGGGAUCAGGCUCGGGCUCUGGCUCGGGAGUAGACAGCGCACCCACCCAAGCCCGGCAGCAGCAUAGCCACAGGUUCCGCUCCGAUUCCGGCUCCAACUCGGAUUCCCGCUCUCGGUCGCGUUCACUCUCUCCACUCAGGCGGCAAGAAGCUCUUCAAGAUCAGGAUGAGCUCAUUUCGAGCGACGACGGUGGGCCGAGCACAACCAAGUAUCGGCGUUUGUCCGACCCGUCUGGAUUGUCUCGCAUGGACACCGACUCGCGCAAAUCGCCAUCUCCACCGGCUAACGGGCCUCGCUAUGCUCGGACCCAUGCACCGUAUAUUCGUCAUACUUCCCGGGAGACGCCUGUACUGACGUCAUCGAUGCACGGGACCGAAUCUGUUCGUGUCUGCCGUGUGAUUCGCAAUGAGGGACAUCAUUUUAUUGUCGAGUAUGCGAUCUCAGCCAUGCUCGAAGGGACGAGACCCAGCUCGAACACGAGGGUCGCUCCGGUUCCUAUCAAGGACACCUGCUAUGUGCUGGCCAAGACUUCGCCGCAUGUCCUCUCACCUGAGCUGUUCGGCUUGCACUUAGGGGCCCAUCUUGUGGGCACUCACGUUCACGUCCGUGCGGCACGAAUAGUCAUACAACAAGUGAAAUGGGGACGCAUACCCGUGCGUGGCCGACUGCACGGAUCCACGUUUCUUCGAGACGGCGAGGAGAAACGCUCGGUGACAAUUGACGUGAGAAGGGAAUCAAGUGCGGGCCCUAACGAUGAUGACAAGGAAGCCCAAGACGUGGUCAUGGCCGAUCCAAGACUAAUCGAAGCGCCAGUGAUGAAAACGGUGGUGGUGGGAAGCGGGUACUCACGCGAUGAAUGUACCAACGUAAACGAGCACAACGAUGGAGUGUAUUGCGCACAAAUGGAUGUGGAGUAUUUGCUUGGCCUGCCUCGCGUACCGUUGCGGAUUGAAGAGCUCGCGGCACUAGGCGAAUCCAUGCGAUUCACAGACGUGGCGCAGCGGGUGCGGGAUACGAGUUUGGAGGUGUUUGCGACUGAUGAAGAGGAGGAUGUGCAGUUGACGAUGCACCGUAUGAGCCGAGAGGUACUGGAUCAGAACCCGACGGUGAUAGAGGUAACGUAUCGGAUGCCCAACCGCCACUACAUCCCUGUGCCGCUGGACUAUAUCGGCUUGCAAAACACAAAGGCACGGGAAGCCGAAGUCUUUUGCCCGGUAGAUGCGCCAAGUGGAUGCAUUUCGACGACGGUUGCACGCGUUGUGGGCUAA
This is a messenger RNA of Rhizoctonia solani, 2181 nucleotides long. Its product is annotated as uricase. The transcript has 14 exons. Gene Ontology annotation, molecular function: urate oxidase activity. Gene Ontology annotation, cellular component: peroxisome. Gene Ontology annotation, biological process: purine nucleobase catabolic process; urate catabolic process. The coding region runs from base 1 to 2181 and encodes 726 amino acids. The record is from RefSeq and is a predicted model, not a curated record. NCBI's taxonomy places the organism in Eukaryota, Fungi, Basidiomycota, Agaricomycetes, Cantharellales, Ceratobasidiaceae.